AUGUCUCAGUGCCCGCACACGUCCUUGAUGCGGAAGGCAGACCUCCUGCAGGAGAUAUGCCAGUGGGACGAGGACGGCAAGCACAUGACGGUAGAGAUGCUUCGAGCCCGCAUCCGGCAGAUCUAUCAGGCCAUGGACAUGAACGGCAAACCACCGCCGAGGCACAAGAAGAAGGACGAGCUGAUGGCCACGGCUCGGGACCUCGGAUAUGCUCUGAGCGGGCAGGAGACGAGGGGCGACCUGCAGAUCAUGAUCGUCGAGAAGUUCGAGUCGCGACCGAAGCUCGGAGCGGCGACCGAUGUGGUUCCUUUCGGGCGCCAUCGAGGACUCACCUUCCAGGAGCUUCUCGUGAAGGAGAAGGAGUAUGCGGGAUGGUCGGUGAGCCUCAAGGACAGGCGUUUUCACAAGCUCACGAACUGGCUGACCUCACAAGGGGUCAAGGAGGAGGACAUGAUGAAUGUCGGCAGGUUCGAGCUACCGGUGCCAGAGGUCAAAGGCGAGAAGUACGAGAAGCAGGAAGGACCGUGGCUGGUGAUCAGGGAGGAGAACAAGUCGACGAUGCGGACGCGUCCGACGACGAAGCGACUGAGCGCGGAGGAGCCGGUGAAGAUGGAGGACGUCAAGGCGAAGGAGGACCAGAUCAUCGACCUCUUUGGGGACAUGAAGAACCAGAUGCACGCGCUGACGUCGAGGGUUCAGAAGGUCGAAGAGGCCUCAUCCUCGACUCCAGGGCCGCUGAAGAAUAUCACGGACUCUCAGGCUACCUGGCUGGCGGGGUGCCUGGAUAAGAGUGUGAUGCCAGCCAGGACGUUUCUGACGGACACUGUGUUCAGGGAGUGUGAUAUGCAGCCGGCUAUCUGUGACGGCUGUAUGGUUGGUGUCAAGGCGAGAGAUACCGGUCUGGCUAUUCAGAAGCCGUGGGAGACAUGGACCACAUCCGACAGGCUACGACAGCGGAUGGCUAUCAGAUGUGACGGGAAGCAUGAUCAUUCCCCGUGCGUGGGCGGCCAUCGUACCGCUGCGACGGCAUGCUACCCCGACGAGUUUGUCAGAAGGGCAGUUCGAGCCAUGCUGGUGAAGCCGAAUCUGAAGGAGAUAAACGGGUAUGUCGAGUCAGAGCAGGCUGAGCUGGACUUCGAGAUGAGUUUCGGUUUGGCCAAGUCGGAGCAGGACAUUGACAGAGAGACAAUGAACAAAAUCGAGAUUGCGGCAAGGCGGAUCCACUCAGCUUGUGGUCACUGCCCAUUUUCUCAGGUGGCGAAGUCACUGGCGGCGAAGGGAGCCGACAAGCGCAUUGUCGACCACGUCAAGAGCAUGCGGUGUGCUGCCUGCGACGAGAGCCAGAAAAAUGGACCACCCCGGCCAGUGGGAUCGGCUGACGAAGUUCGAAAGAAGUGGGCCGUCCUGCAGAGCGACCUCGCUGAGUGGGAGUGCCCGGUGACUCACGAGAAGUUCAAGCUGGUCCUAUACCUGGAUAUGGGCAGUCGACUUGGCGUGGGACACAUGUUGUUCAAGAUGGAGAAGAGCCGAAAUGCGACAGCAGAAGAUCUGAAGAACUCAGUCUGGAUCUGGAGUCGGUGGAUUUCUUAUUUUGGCCGGCCGAGAGUAUUUCAGGUCGACCCCGAGGGAGCCUGGAUGAGCAAUGUCAUCAGAGAAAAUCUGGAAAGCAGCGGGAUACAGAUGGAUCCUAUUCCGGGUCAGGCUCAUUGGCAGAUCGGCGGCAUCGAGAGACUCAUCGGGAUGAUCAAGGAUACCAUGAUGACUCUGGCGAAGGAACAUCCGGGACGGACCUGCGAGGAAUAUCUGGCGAGGUCCAUGGCAGCGUACAAUGAGUUCGACCGCCAUCGGGGCUUCUCCCCGCUCCAGGUUGCUCUAGGGCGAGCUCCUGAUCUAGACGGGUCGUUCAUUGAGGUGCCAGGAGAUCCAGUCAAUCUUCCGGCUCUAGAGUCGGAGGCGGUCGACGCCGAGUUCGGGAACAAUUUCGAGUUCAUGCGGAAAGCUCAGGAGGCGUUGCUGAAGUGGAUCUACGGUGAGCGGGCUCGCAGAGCGGUUAACGCCAGGUCACGGAAGCUGAAGGUAUAUACUCCUGGGACGCUGGGCUACUACUUUCGUCAUCCGAAGAGCAGCUCCAUGACGGGCAGGUUUUACGGACCAGCACGAGUGCUCGCGACGGAGACUGUUCAUCGCAAUGGUAGUGUGCAACCCCGACCUAGAGUGUGGCUCAACGCCUGCGGGCGACUGAUACGCUGUGAUCCAUGUCAGCUCAGGGACGCUUCGGAUCGGGAAAUUGCAGAGCAUGAGAUUAUCCACGGCACGGAGUUACCCUGGACAUUCAGUAACAUGACGGGCAGUCUGAAGACGGGUCAGUACGAAGAUCUCGCAGACGAUCCGAAGCUGGUCCCGAGCGACAAGGACUAUGUAGAAUCGAAGAAGCUGAAGUUAUACCCCGACUACGUCUGCGUGGAAAGCGAAGUCCAGAGCAACACGGGGAGCGCGCAUUUCGACGGGAACUCCAGCAAGCUCGACAGCCCCGACGAUGGAGAGAACGUUCCCAGCAACACCGGCACGCCCACCAAACAAUUCCAGGACGCCUUCCACGAGAGCAUCACCUACGGGAAGGAAAAGACGGACAGACAGAAGCGACAUGACAGCAAGGAGCAGGAGGCGUUGGGCACAGAGGAGACCGACCAGGAGUGUUUCUGGAACCAGGCGGACAGUGCCAUCGAGAUCGAGAUCAGCAUGCCGAGUGGCGCCAAAGGAGGAUACGCGGCUCGAGAUCUUGGAGCUUUCGUGGCGACGCAGCUCCGACGUCAGCGAGCUGAAAAGGCGAAGAGCAAAGAAGCCCAGGAGUGGAUCAAGGAGAUGGUGCUCGAGGCUCUUCCGCCACACGUGAAGGCACCGAUGGACAGGUUGAUGCGACUGCGCUGGGUGCUGACGUGGAAGAUCGACCCGACGGAGCCCGGAGGACGCAAGGCCAAAGCCAGGUUGGUCAUCUUGGGAUUCCAGGACCCCGAUCUGACAACGGAGGAGUCGUAUGCACCGACCGCCACGAGGACGGCCAGACAAGUUUUCCUCCAGAAGGCGGCCCACUUGAGGAUGCGAGUGGCCAAGGGCGACGGUGAGGAGCUGGACAGGGACCUCUUUGUGAAGCCGACCGGGGACAUUGCAGAGUACUUGGGUCUGCGUCCUGGGCAGGUGGCUAUUCUGAAGAAGUCUGCGUACGGUUUGGUUCAGGCUCCCCGGGCAUGGCACAAGGCGGUGAAUAAGACGCUGCAGGAGCUGGGCUGGACACAACUGGAGGCAGACCCGUGUUGGGAGUACGGUUCUUUCACGCAGUGUGGUGUGGACAUCACCCAACGGCCAGAUUUCAGUUUCAGUCUCAGCCAGAAAACGUAUUUGGAACAGAUCGAGGAGAUCGAGGUUCUCCCAGACCGUCGUGGUCAGGUGUCGUCUCCGGUCACCACGGCUGAGAAGAGUCAGUUCAGGGCAGCCACUGGGAGCCUACAGUGGGAAGGGACUCAGACGGGUCCGGAUAUCCUGGCGGAGUUGAGUUUACUGCAGAGCAAAACAGAAUCGUGCACAGUAGAGGACCUGUUGAAGGUCAACAAACUUAUCAAGAGGGCCAAGGAGGCCCGAGAUCGGACCCUGGAGAUUUUCGCGUUCGAGGAGUCCCAAGAGCUGGCGGUCGUCGGAUGGGGUGAUGCCGCGUUUGCGAACAGGAUAGACGGGAAGUCCACCGAAGGUAGGAUUAUAGGAGUUGUUCCGGCGUCGUUUUUGGAUGGCCAGGAGACAGGUGUUUCGUUGAUGAGUUGGAGAUCAGGCAGGGUUGAACGGACGCGCAGGUCUCCUCUGGCAGCAGAAGUUUCAGCGACGGUGAACACUGAGGACGAGGUGACCUACGUGAGGUUCCUGCUUUCUGAGUUGUCCGGCUGGAAGCCAGACCUUCGAAAUCCCUGGGCCCAAGUUCGACGCGUUCCUGGAGUUUUGAUCACGGACUCAAAGAAUUUGUACGACAGACUUCGGUGCCCAGAGAAACUCAUGGGCGGUAAAGAGUUCAGAACAGGUUUGGAGCUUUUAGCUUCGAGGAACGGUAUUGAAGCGUGUGAGUGUCCUGUUAGGUGA
Messenger RNA from Prorocentrum cordatum, 4122 nucleotides. The record is from the annotation of a GenBank genome assembly. NCBI's taxonomy places the organism in Eukaryota, Dinophyceae, Prorocentrales, Prorocentraceae.